This is a messenger RNA of Closterium sp. NIES-65, 689 nucleotides long. NCBI's taxonomy places the organism in Eukaryota, Viridiplantae, Streptophyta, Zygnematophyceae, Desmidiales, Closteriaceae. The record is from the annotation of a GenBank genome assembly.
AUGGCUGAUAUGCUGCAGCGAGCAGGCAGCAUCGUGAAACAGCUUCUGAAGCACAGGUUCGGAUGGGUGUUUGCCGAGCCUGUGGAUGCGGAAAGUUUAGGUCUGCCCGACUACCAUGAUAUCAUCAGCCACCCCAUGGACCUGGGCACCAUCCGCUCCCACCUCGUCCAAUCGCUCGCUGCCACGCGUGCAGACGGGGCAGGCGAGGGAAAAGUGGGAGAAGAGGGAAAAGAAGCAGAACCUACGGGUGGUGCAGCAGCCGCUGCAUCCGAUGCUGCUUCUGCUGCUGCUGCUGCUGCUGCUGCUGCGGGUGCUGUUGCUGCAGCUGCUAUCAGUGCUGCAUUGCAGCCCCCUCAUUACAGUCACGUCACUGAGGUGGCACGGGAUGUGCGUCUGGUGUUUGCGAAUGCGAUGAAGUACAAUGGACCAGGGUCGGAGGUAUACCUCAUGGCCCAGGCUCUCUCGGACCGAUUCGAGGAGAAGUGGCAAGCUGUGAUGGUGCCGAGAAUACAAGAGGAGGAGAAGAGAAGGCGCACGGAGGAGGAGCAGCUACAGGCGUUUGAGAGCCGUGUGAAGGCAGAGGCGGAGGAGGCAGCAAUGGACGGUCGUGCGAGACAGAUAGCCGCUGAGACAUCCCAUGUGGAUCAGCAGCUGCUUGAGCUGCGAGACUCCAUCGCCCCGCUCUGCCG